AUGUCUUUCGAACUUUUGAUUUUCACAAAAGAUUGGUUGUUUGGACCCGAUAACAACGGCAAACGUUAUGAAGGGCUCAUAAAAGUCAUAAAUAAAGGUUACAGCAAAAACUUUUUCAAGUAUAAUAUUAUAAUUACCGACAGGAUCACGAAUUCGUUCAUUUCUGACAUUGGAUUUGAACCAGAUCAAGACGUCUUCUUCUUGCUACUCGGACCAAAACCUGUGUUUGAUAAGUUAAAGAAUGAACAUGGGUUAAUACGAGAUUUCGAUAAACCAACUGCUUCUGCAAAAGAAAGUUACAGUUGCCAUAUUCCAAAGCAGUUCGAAGACUUAUUUAUAAUUGAUGAUAAAACGGAAAUAGAUGUCUCAAUUGUCAAGCCAGACUUGGUAAUUAAUGAUGAUAUCUUAUAUAGAACUCUCGCCACUGCAGGUUUGAAAAGUUUCACCGGAGAGAGUGAAUAUAAGGAUGAUCCAAUGGCCAAAGAAUAUCAAUUAACUACAGUGACUUCAUUCCUCAAUGGAUUGGGACCUAAAUUUCUUGAUAUUAUCAUUGACAAAUUUUUGACUAAUAGAGCUUCCUCUAUUAUUAACCAUAAGGGAAUAGAUAAAUUCAUUAUCCAUAGCGAGGUUGUGAGGGAACACGGUUUAGUUGAAUAUUAUACCAAGUAUUGUGGAUUUAAAAGAGUUGAAAAGGUUCCUGACUUUCAUGUUAAGGUUAAUCCAGAUGGAACUACAUUGAAUAGCCCAUUUAUGGAUGUAAAUCUAGCAAACAGCGAUUUCCAUUUGUCUUACUUAUACAGAGUAAUUGACGCAUCAUAUAAAGUAUAG
Molecule: messenger RNA, 828 nt
Organism: Hyphopichia burtonii NRRL Y-1933
Lineage: Eukaryota; Fungi; Ascomycota; Pichiomycetes; Serinales; Debaryomycetaceae
Exons: 1
Coding region: 1-828 (275 amino acids)
Source: RefSeq, a predicted model, not a curated record